GCUCGCUCUUCGACAGGGUAACCAAACCGAUCACUCUCACAACCAUGAACUGCCGAACAACCAUCACUCGGACCAUCCGUUCACCUGCCCUCCGACCUUUUUCCACCUCAUCACCCGCUCUCGCCCGAGGGAACGACAGUCGGGAUGCGACCGACACUCGACGUGCAGACCCCUGGGACAUCAAGAACGUCCAGCCGUUUCAAUUCGAUGACACCACUACGCUGGGUCAUAUGAUCUUAGAGAAACAGAGGGAAAAGCUGGGUUCGUUGAUGAGGAUUGAACAGGAUCGAGAGCUGCUACGAGAACGAGCCAAAGCGUUCCCCUUUCAACCCCCCUCGCCAUCAACUCACUACCUCCGCGUGACAUCCUUCCUAAACACCUCCAACCCCGCCGACCCGCUCUCCUCAAAGAAACUCCUCCGAGUGCCCAUCUCACGCUUGCCCCUCGACUCUCCAGAAUCUAUCAAACGUUUCAAGCUGUUAGCUGGGACCAGAUGGAUCCCGCCAAAGGACAAGGAAGGAAACCUCGCGGUCAACGCUGAUGGGACGCUCGUGGAGGGCGUCGAGUUCAAAAAGGGGUCUGAGACGGAUGAAAAGGAAGGGUGGUUCGAGAUGAGCGAGGAAGGAUGGAAAGAGGGUAGGAUGAACAGGAAGUGGUUGAGUGACGUCUUGGACGGGCUGGUCAAGGAGUCCAACAAUCCCGAAUCCACCGUUGCCUCAUCAACCCCUCUAGACCUCCGAUACCACCUGGCUCGUCUGCACAAGAAGAAACGGACGAGACAGACCCAGGGGACGCAUAACGUGGAGAGGCGACGGGGGAUGGUAGAGAGGGGUGUGGGCGGCGGGGUGAAGGGGUUCCCAGAAGGGUGGUUGUAAAACGGCCCAAUAUGACAGGUCGAGGGGAAUAACGGUGGAUUCACAUAUUUAUGCGGAUCGGCUCAAGUAGAGGGAGAAAUUACAUGUGCAUAGCGAAUAUAUUGUCCGGGAUAGAGUAUCCCAGGGUCGGGUCUAGCCUUGAAAGUGUAGCAGUAGAUGCCCACUGCGUCGAGGAAGAAUCGACGCUGUUCGUCGAGGACUUCGAGAGUUCUGGGCCUUCGGAGGAUGUCUUGUCAUUCCCAUGCGUGCUCGUCUGCUUCUCGGCGCGACCCCCCUCUUUCUCGGGCGGCGCAGUCUGCGUCUGAUUGGGUUUCUCGCGUUUCUCUG
Messenger RNA from Filobasidium floriforme, 1202 nucleotides. Its product is annotated as mitochondrial ribosomal subunit protein-domain-containing protein. Gene Ontology annotation, molecular function: structural constituent of ribosome. Gene Ontology annotation, biological process: mitochondrial translation. The coding region runs from base 45 to 875 and encodes 276 amino acids. The transcript has 3 exons. The record is from RefSeq and is a predicted model, not a curated record. Gene Ontology annotation, cellular component: mitochondrial small ribosomal subunit. Lineage: Eukaryota; Fungi; Basidiomycota; Tremellomycetes; Filobasidiales; Filobasidiaceae.